AUGUUUCUCACCAUGGCGCUACUGAGGAAAGGGAUCCCCGGGAAGCAGUGGAUCGGAAAGUACCGCCGACCGAGGGCCAUCACCUGGCAGAUGAAGCGCAACAUGGUGAACCAGCUGGAGCGCGAGGCGGAGAACGAGUACUGGAUCAGCAGGCCCUACAUGACCGCUGAGCAGGAGUUCUGCCACGCAGCAGAGCGCAGAGCCCAGAGCUGGCUCAAAAUUAAGGAGAGCAGAUUCUCCAAGUUUCCUGAACACAAAUACAUUGCAGAUCACCUCAGCCACCUCAACACCACCAAAACGUGGUCAAGUUAAUUGGAACAAUGAACUUGUUUUUUUCCCCCUCAUGUUCUAUGGGUGACAACUGUAAAUUAAACCUCUGUUUUGUGUAUAGAUUGGUGAAUGUGUUUCUAGUUAAUCCCGUUUGAUUCAAAUCUCCCUGCGACAUGAUCAUUACUUUGAAGUUGUCUCUUAUCUGUUGUGUUGUGUGGGGUUAUCACACCGUGCAACACAAGUUUUCGAAAAAUGUUAUUGUUUUUUAAAACGAUGGUUGAAACCUAUUCAUCUUUGAUAAGUUUUCCUUUUUUUGUGAACAUUAAUUUAGCAUGGUUCGCUCUAAUUGCUAUGUAUGAUAAAUGUAUGUGGGUGAGCCUAAAUCAAUUGCUAAGUAAAUUAUUACCACAAGAGCA
Molecule: messenger RNA, 686 nt
Organism: Gadus chalcogrammus (walleye pollock)
Lineage: Eukaryota; Metazoa; Chordata; Actinopteri; Gadiformes; Gadidae
Gene: mrpl57
Product: mitochondrial ribosomal protein L57
Exons: 1
Coding region: 1-312 (103 amino acids)
Biological process (GO): mitochondrial translation
Cellular component (GO): mitochondrial ribosome
Molecular function (GO): structural constituent of ribosome
Source: RefSeq, a predicted model, not a curated record